AUGCAGGGCCCUGUUCCCGUGCUCCUCGUCCCCCCCACCCCGGCCGCCCCUCACCACCUGAGGCAGAGCCCCACCGCCGUCGUCCCCGUGCCCGUGCUCCUCGUCGGCCUCGUCCCCGUGCUCCUCUUCGGUUCACCGUCGGCCCUGUCCUUCUCUACUAGGGAAGGACUGCAACGACUUCAAGGCGUUCUGCAUGUCCCACUUGGGCAAGUCGGGGUCGGAGGUGGACUACACUGGGCAGGAACCACCCACGGCGUACACCAACCCGGAAAUCGGCGAACGGAUCGUCCACGGGUGAGCUCUUCACAGCACCAGGUCGAUGCACUCCAGGCCGAGCUACAAAAUGAGAAGAAGCAGCGUGAGGAGACAGACGCGAAGCUUGUGGCCACAAGUGCGACGGUGGAGGCCCAGAAUGCGGCGCUGGCAAUGCAGCAAACAAGGCUAGAGGAACUAACGAAGUUCCUAGCAGCUGUUGGCGAGAAGUCCGGUUUGUCCUUGCCACCAGAGCUCCUCCAUCCCCUCCCUUUGCCGGUGCCUGUUCUACCUACUCCUCAACAGUCGGCGGGUUCGAAUCCUACUCCUGCAGCAAUUGCAGAAGGCAUACCCUCACCAGGCGUUCAGUACCCACCAGGCGGAGCCCCAACGUCUUGAGAUGCAGUGGUAGUGCUUGUUGUGAACUUGUGUUGUGAACUUGUGGAGACAACUAUGCACUUUGUGAACUUGAGCCGCACUUUGUGAACUUGUGGAUGUGAACUUGUGACAUUUGUGCUAUAUAUGUUGUGCUUGUUGUGGUGAAUGUGCCAGUGGUUGUAUCUAUGGUCUGGAUAACAUAUAUAUAUGUGUGUGAUUUUUAUUGUUUGAUCAGGUGGAUUGGAAAAUAAAAAUAAAAAAAACUGUUUUCUGUAGGUUUGCCGAGCGCA
Sorghum bicolor (sorghum) is the source of this 920-nucleotide messenger RNA. RefSeq lists its product as uncharacterized. The coding region runs from base 1 to 651 and encodes 216 amino acids. The record is from RefSeq and is a predicted model, not a curated record. The transcript has 4 exons. Lineage: Eukaryota; Viridiplantae; Streptophyta; Magnoliopsida; Poales; Poaceae.